This is a messenger RNA of Drosophila mauritiana, 594 nucleotides long. RefSeq names its product cuticle protein 38-like. The transcript is spliced from 2 exons. Lineage: Eukaryota; Metazoa; Arthropoda; Insecta; Diptera; Drosophilidae. The coding region runs from base 244 to 594 and encodes 116 amino acids. The record is from RefSeq and is a predicted model, not a curated record.
CAUUUAAAUGCGGUGACAGUCUCCCGUUACCAUUUACCAUUUACCAUUUGCACUUUGCGUAGUUUAUGUGAUUUCCCACUGCUAACUGCAGAAUGUGGAAUAACUCUUGGUGGCCACUGAAUGCGAUUGCCUGAGGUCACAGAAGCACUCCCGAUACGGCGUAUAAAUAGUGGUAUGAAAUGUGUUGGACGGCAUCAGACAAGUUCAAGUUUUCGAACCUAAAGCACCAGAUCCAUAAUCAAAAUGUUCAAAUCCGCCGUCGUCGUUCUCGCUCUCGUCGCCUGCGCUGCUGCCAAGCCUGGACUCCUGGGUGCUCCCCUGGCAUACACUGCUCCUCUGGCCUACUCUGCUCCUGCUGCCGUGGUAGCUGCUCCCGCUCCAGUUGUGACCGCCACCAGUAGCCAGGUGAUCGCCAGGAACUACAAUGGAAUUGCCGCUGCUCCUGUGAUUGCUCCCGUGGCUGCUCCUGUGGUGGCCAAGUACGCUGCUGCUCCUUUGGCCUACGCUUCUCCUUUGGCCUACUCCGCUCCUCUGGCUUACACUUCUCCAUUGGCUUAUAAAGCGCUUCCGGCUGCCGCUCCAGUUCUUCUGUAA